Molecule: messenger RNA, 1553 nt
Organism: Bufo gargarizans (Asiatic toad)
Lineage: Eukaryota; Metazoa; Chordata; Amphibia; Anura; Bufonidae
Gene: BBIP1
Product: BBSome interacting protein 1
Exons: 3
Coding region: 186-398 (70 amino acids)
Biological process (GO): receptor localization to non-motile cilium; cilium assembly
Cellular component (GO): BBSome
Source: RefSeq, a predicted model, not a curated record
UAGCAACCCGUACUGCGCCUCCAAGGAGGUAUUACUACAUAUCCCAGCGUGCACUGCGCACAGGGUACGUACGUCAUGACGUCACCGGUUACCAAGUAACUGAAGGUUGUAAGAUCUGGAUCAUCAACUGCUGCACUACCGAGAAGGUCUUGGACAUCAGCUGAGGAGACCUGCGUUCAUCCACAAUGCCAGAGGUGAAGUCUAUGUUCCGGGAGGUGCUCCCUAAACAAGGGCAGCUGUGUGUUGAAGAUGUCCCAACCAUGGUGAUGUGCAAACCGAAGCUGUUACCCCUGAAAUCAGUCACCCUCACAAAGCUGGAGAAGAUGCAGCGAGAUGCCCAGGAGACAAUCAGACAGCAGGAAAUGGCUCGGAGCAACCCGGCUGAACCCCAACCCUGACUAAUGCAGCACCAAGACCACUGCAGUCUCCUACACGUCCCCCGCCCCUGCACAUUUUACAGCUGAAGUUUUAGAACUUUGCAUUGUUCUGUACGAUUUUUUAGGUUUUACAUUUAUAUUAAAGACACAUGUCCAUUUCAUAUGUAACAGAAAGCAGGUAGAUGUAUAAUCACUAGUGUUUCCUCUAGUGUCUAUGCCAGUAAUCUCCACGCCAGCUGUUGUAAAAUUGUAUGCUAGGAGUUGUAGUUUUCAAACAGCUGGAGAUCCACGGGUUGAAGAGCGCUGAUCUGGGCCAUAGUCAUGAACCAGCAUGCUUUGGUUGUCCGCAUGGAACAAGCUUUCCUAGUCAAUGGCUUUCAUUUCAGUGAGUGCACCGAGGUCGUAAAUUGCAUUUCUGUUUUAGGAAAUUCCACUUGCCAAGGGAGUGUGCCCCAAGAUGUGACAUGUGAGAUCUGAACUACAUUUAUCAUUCAGCCUGAGCCACUGCAAUACAUUUGGUACAUGUCUAUCCUGCCGUUUAAGCCAUCUACAGGUUUAGUAAAUCUGCCCCAAUAUCGUUCUGGCAGCUGGAAGAUUUAAUGACAAGUCUGAUACAGAGCUCCAAAUCUUCUGCUUCCCUUCACAUAAACCGGUAGCUGACUGGCGCCUCCACUAGGGGGAACCUACUGACGACAGAUUUAUUAAUAUUGUGUUUGUCCCCUUAAAGGGGUUGUCUCAUCUCGGACCAUGAGGGCAUAUUGGUAGGAUAAGCCCCUAUUAGGGACCCGCACCUAUCUCCUAAACGGAGCCCCGCAAAGUGGUGGCUGGAAGACUCUGGUCCGGACAACACCAAGCGCUUUCCCCACAGAAGUGAAUAGGAGUGCACCGCGCAUAACCAGCCAUUGCUCCAAUUCACUUCUAUGAGCCAGACGGAAAUAGCCAAGCCAGCGCUGCGCGCCCUCCACCACUUUCAGGGCUCUGUUCUUGAUAUAGAUGUGGGUCCCACCACUGGGGCUCGCACCUAUCACACAAUGGGGGCAUAUCCUAGAAUUAAAGCUACUUGUGGCAGCCACUGUAGCAUUUUCUCAUCCUCACUUUCCAAGAACCAUCAUUAUUUUUCUGGAGGAUUUGUAUUUUGUACUAACACCAUUUAAAGGGGUAUUCCGGUAAAGUGAC